UGUGACGUGAGCAGGUCUUCAUCGUCCCGGUGACUAUGCCACCCUCCCACUCACAGCCCAGGUGCUGCAGGAGUUAGAGGAAUGUCUGUCAUCUUCCAUCCUCUGCCUUCUCCCUCACUCCUGUUCUUUUAUUAUUAUUUUUUUCCUUUCUUCUGAAUCCCGACUGUCAGUUCGGUCUUCCUCUCGCCCGGCUUUUUCCCCCCUCCACACAUCCCUGCCUUAGCUGAGAGAGGACCAUGAAUCUGAGCCGUGUCUGCUGUGAUUUUCAGCAUUUAGACAAACCAGUGUGUUAGGACACGUCCCACUCAUCGUCACUGGGCAGCCCAUACACAUGCACGACACCAUGGGCAGCUCCCCUGAGGUGCUCUCUUGGACUUCCUGUCCAAGUCUACUGGUGGGCAAGCUGAAGGAGGAGCUCAAACUCACUGUGGUUGGGGACAGCAUGAAGAAAUCCAGCUCGCCUAACUCCCAACCGCAGCCUCCUCAGGCCCCUCUAUCCAACUUACCUCCUCAGAUCAUCACAGACCUCGCUCCGCCGACACACCUGCCCGUUCCCCUGCUGCAGACGCCUGGCCAGGAUGAGGAGUCCAUGUUGGGCGGUACUAGUCCACCAAACGCAGCCCUGAGCGUGGACUCAACUCGGAGCGAAGGCGGACACUUUGACAACAGCGUGCUCCAGCUGCAGGAGCAGGACCACGAGGAAGCUGGGUCGCCGGCAUCCCAUGAGCACGUUGGAUGUGGCAGCGGCAUGGACGAGCAUAUGGGAGAGGGGGACUGUCCAAUGGACCACAAUGGAGAGGGCAAGCCGAAACUCCCGCAUCACCCUGAUGACAUCAAGCUGCACUUCCAAAGAGCCCCUCCUGGGUCGGGAGGCUUCUUAGAGGGGCUCUUUGGCUGCCUGCGGCCUGUGUGGAACAUUAUUGGGAAGACCUACUCUACUGAAUACAAGCUACAACAGCAAGACAUGUGGGAGGUUCCUUUCGAGGAGAUUUCAGAGCUGCAGUGGCUCGGCAGCGGAGCACAGGGUGCCGUCUUCCUGGGCAAGUUUCGCUCCGAGGAAGUGGCUAUCAAGAAGGUGCGAGAACAGAAGGAGACGGACAUUAAACACCUGCGAAAGCUCAAGCAUCCCAAUAUCAUCAGCUUCAAGGGUGUGUGCACCCAGGCACCUUGUUACUGCAUUAUCAUGGAGUACUGUGCCCAGGGUCAGCUGUAUGAGGUGCUGAGAGCGGGGAGGAAAGUGACCCCAAGGCUGCUGGUGGACUGGGCCACAGGCAUUGCCAGCGGCAUGAACUACCUACACCUGCACAAGAUCAUCCACAGAGACCUCAAGUCUCCUAAUGUUUUGGUGACCCACAACGACACUGUGAAAAUCUCAGACUUUGGCACAUCCAAAGAGCUCAGUGAUAAAAGUACAAAGAUGUCAUUUGCGGGGACGGUGGCCUGGAUGGCCCCAGAAGUGAUAAGAAAUGAGCCUGUGUCUGAAAAAGUAGACAUCUGGUCAUUUGGAGUUGUGUUAUGGGAGCUACUGACUGGAGAGAUUCCCUACAAAGAUGUGGACUCAUCCGCCAUUAUUUGGGGUGUCGGCAGCAACAGUCUCCACCUUCCCGUCCCCUCCACGUGCCCAGAUGGGUUUAAAAUCCUCAUGAAACAGACAUGGCAGGGAAAGCCCAGGAAUAGGCCGUCGUUUCGUCAGAUUCUCCUACAUCUCGACAUCGCCUCUGCAGAUGUUCUGGGAACUCCUCAGGAGACCUACUUUAAGUCUCAGGCAGAAUGGAGGGAGGAGGUGAAGAAGCAUUUUGAGAAGAUCAAAAGUGAAGGCACCUGCAUCCACAGGCUGGACGAGGAGCUGAUCCGACGCAGGAGGGAUGAACUCAGGCAUGCACUGGACAUCCGGGAGCACUAUGAGAGGAAAUUGGAGAGAGCCAACAACCUCUACAUGGAGCUCAGUGCCAUCAUGCUGCAGCUGGAGGUCCGAGAAAAGGAGCUGAUGAAUUCUGUGCAUCACCGUAGGAGAGAGCAGGCGGUGGAGAAGAAAUAUCCCGGCAGCUACAAGCGCCACUUAGUCCGACCGAUCGUUAGAUCCAACGCUGUGGAGAAGCUCAUCAAGAAGAAAGGAAGCAUUUCCCACAAACCUGGGAUGCCUCCCACCAAAAGGCCAGACCUGCUUCGCUCUGAUGGCAUCCCUAGCGUAGACCCUCUCCCGUCGCCCUCACCGCUGUCUGCUAGCCCGAAGGUCUCCACCCCUCCUGGCAAAGCCCGGUACCGAAGCAAGCCUCGUCACCGCCGCGCCAACAGCAAAGGAAGCCACAGCGAGUUCUCCACUGUGCUGAAACCCAUUGCUGGAGCACCAGAAGAAACCCACUCUCUCCAGGAGCAACCGAUCCACCAUCAUCACCACCACCACCCUCCUCAAACUGAGGGGAACUUUCUCCCCUUGAAAGGUCGCGAGCAGGCUGUUGUCAACUGUGCCAACAACCUGCGAUACUUCGGCCCCGCCGCCGCCCUCCGUAGCCCUCAAACUGACCACAUGCAGCGCCGCGUUUCUGGCUCCAGUCCUGACCUCAUUUCCACCGCUGUGGAUGCAGACACGCGACAGCGGACUUCAUCCACCGGCUCCAAACCUGCAUCAGGCGCUGGUGCUGGUUCUUUAUGUCCCUGCUGCCAGGCUCACCCCUUCCCCGGCUGUCUACACUGUCAGGAGACCCCUCCCCUAUCAAGCCACCCAGAGCUGCCGCACUACUCGCUGCUCAACACCCAAGAGGGCAACCAGUCUUCUCUGGGGGCACACAACAAAGACACAGUCUCAGAUGGAGAGACCACAAAGAAGACAGAGACGCAGGAACAGGAUGCAUCCCAGAACGCGCACACACUGCCCUCUGCACUGCCCCGCACUCUCAGGCCGCUCAGGAAGGGUGGUGAUGAGUCAUCCGAAGAAGAAGAGGGAGAGGUGGAUAGUGAAGUGGAGUUUCCAAGGAGACAGAGACCUCAUCGCUGUAUGAGCAGUUUCCAGUCCUAUUCUACUUUCAGCUCAGAGAACCUGUCGGUGUCUGACGGAGAGGAAGGAAACACCAGUGACCACUCGCACAGCGGACCCCUGGAGAGGCUGAGCGCCAGUCAGGAGGAACACCUGGACGAGCUGCUGUCCCACACGCCGGACAUCCCCAUCGACAUCUCCACCCAGUCAGACGGCCUCUCUGACAAGGAGUGUGCCGUCCGCAGGGUGAAGACGCAGAUCUCGUUGGGGAAGCUGUGCUCCGACGAACACAGCUACGAGAAUCCGCUACAGUUUGGGGACUCGGACUGCGAUUCGUCAGAAGCAGAGUGCUCCGAUGCCACUAUUAGAAACAACAAAGUCGGGGCUCCUUCCUCGUGGUGAACCUGCCUAAAGGGCUCAUCAUCUUUCUUGCCUGGAGGCCAUCAUGUCCCUCUCUGCUCUGCAGAAAAUACAGCAAUAAGAGGACAAACAUUGUAAACAAAGCUCCCUAUAGCAACGUCCUAUGUAAUCUCUCCCAUAUGACCCCCACCCCUCAUCUAGCACAGCAUUCAGGCAACCCAUUGCAGGGAUUCCCUUUUGAAUGAUAAUGUACAAUAGAUAGUUUAACGUUCAUAAUUUAUUUUUGUCUGAGUUCUGAAGGAAAAUUCAGGAGCUAUGAGACUUCUCUGAUCUGAACAGAGAGGAAAUAAACAGACAUUUUGAAUCCAAACAAGGGUUUACUUUGUGAUGGAGAGAGACCAGGACUGGAAGAAGGUGCAAAUGAUGACGAUGAUGAUCAUGAUGAGAAGGGCUUAUCAAUCAGAGGAUGAUGGCUUUCAGUGGGGAGAUGCAUAACUGCAGUAGUUGGUCUCUCAGGUGACUGACCCAGAAUAAAAGCGGCUUUCAACAUCUCACUGUCGUGGACAGACAUCUCCAAACAACAAGCAAUCGCUCAGCUCAUACUGCAGCCUGACCAACCUGCUUUAUCAUGAGUUUACAGUAUCAAGUCCCAGUACCCCACCUCCUCCGCUUCCACCCCGCCUCCCCACUGUGAGUAAAGUGGGGAGCAUGGAGCUCAUGGAAAACAUUGUGAACACCAGCAUGAACAACCUGCCUCGCAACUGGAUUUUCUCCCUCCCUGAAACCACCGGAUGUGUCUGUUCUUCAGGAUCCCCCCGCCCUCACGUAGCUGUCGAAGCAUGCUUAUGCAGCUCGCGAAAUGAAAACGCUGCCCCAAGACUGCAUGAAGCGGACAGAGCAUCGGAGAUAGAGACGUGGCCGAGAGCUAAAGAAAAAAAACAAAAACGAAAAGAGACUCUUCCUCUCUGACUCUGCUCGUCCUUCUCUUAAAGACAUGCCAUCGUCAUCAGCAAUCAGAUGUCACAGGCAGAGUUACUGAGGGAGUUAUCUGUGUGUGAGAGUGUGAGUGAAUGUGAGUGUGACAACGCAAAGUCCUUUCCUCUCCAUUAGACAUUACAGUUUCAAGUCUCAUCUCAGGAUCGUUCAAGGACUGUGAAACUGGACUGGACCAAUUAUAUGAAGGAAUGUGUUUUGUUUUUUUUGUUUUUUUGAGCGGCACAUAUUAAGGACCAUGCAGGAAUACUCGAAAAGGUCUUACAGAUAGCCUUGAUGUUCAACGUUUUAUUGCUGUAACAGACUUUAAUGGGAUGUGGAGACGAGGCAUCCAGGUGCAGUAUCCCAUUUCUUGAAAUCUUCAGGUUCGGCAUGUUCCACGGAUCAUUUUCUAGCAGGGUGGAUUAUGCCGAUGUCCAAAAUGGUCAUUAUUUGCGAAUUAUAACAGCAAUAACACGAGUGAGAAAGAAGUCGCUUGUUCAGGAUCUUGCAUGUCUAGCUGGCUAGACGCGAGCACAGUGACUGGUAGCCAGCGGAGAGCGCCAGGCGUCAGAGCUGCUUAUAGAGGCUAUUUUUUUUAAGUCCAGAGUGGGAUUUUAGAAUUUCCUUUAAGGCACUUAAAAUACUUAAAUAAACACUAAUCCAUUCACAUUCAAAGUGUGAAUCUUGUAGGCCAGAUUUAUUUAUUUUUCUUAAAAUACUUCCUUAUGUAGUCCCAAAUAGUUAAAGAGUUUCUUGGUUAAUCCUUUUUCACCAAACACAUGCAAAUACAGGUGCCUUUGAUCACAUGUUUAAUAAUUUAUCAGUUUAACUCUUUUCACCAUCAGCCCAGCUGCAGGGCCCUUUUAGAAGAGCUCUUUAAAUGACCGUAAUUCUGUUUCUGUUUGUGCCAGAGACACAAUUCAAAGGGUUUCAGAAAGAAGGGAUCACGAGCUUCACAGGGAUAUUUGUUGUGUCACGGUACCACAAAGCAUUCACAAGGUACUGAUGGCUGAACACGGACAGUAAAACCAACUAAGCCGAGAUGUUACCAUGUGCACUCCUCAACUGAUUUUGCCUUGAGAGAAAAUUCAAAUGGUUCCUGAAAGAUGAAAAUUAUUUUGUCAUGUGUUGUGAUAAGGGGUUAAGAAGCAUAUAGACCAAACUAAAAAUGUAUUAUUUAAAAAAUCUGAAAAAAUAUAGGCUUAUGGUUAGCUAAUGUCCUCUGUCCUCCUCAGCACACACACCUACUUAAAUCUGGAUGGUUUAUUCAUUUAUGAUUCAAAAUCAAAAUAAAUGCUACACUUCUUCCUAAUAACUUGGAACAUUAGUGCAUGUAGUAAAGUGCAAUCAAAGGUUUGAAAAAGCAAGAGCUCAAAGAGUUCCUUCUCUUUAUCCAAUAAGGAGUGAUUGGGAGGCUGGAGCUUCGCAUUUCACACCUACAGCUAGUUAGGAAUCCCCUGUUAACCGAACCUGAAGCCUGCAUACGCAGAGACAACACAGGGAGAACAUGCAAACUCCACACGGGGCUCAAAUUUAGAAAAAUCAUAAGUUAAAUGCUAAUUUUAAUAUUUUGUCAAGAAUCUGUUCUGGUUGUUUGUGGGUCUUCAGCGGAUAAAAUGCAUGCAUGGUUGGUUCGAGGUCUUUCCCUGCAGCUUUCAGGCCAUCUCCGAUCUUUAGUGUGGCGCACAGUCUAAUCAGCGUUGCGGCUUUUAGCACAUACCACAGGUGGUUUCAGAAUUUUUGUGUAAUGGUGAGAUGUUUCGCACUUUAGAGUUACAUUUUUUUCCCAAAGACCUCCAAUUCACACAAACAUGCACGGCUGCUUUUUUUGAAAGGCAGUCAGGACUCGACAUUGUUUUAAAGUUUUUUUUAAAAAAAGUAUGAGAAAAAGCCUUUAAAUGAAAUGUUCUCUUUAAUGACAAGUUGUGUGACCGUCCGCAGGAAGAUGAGAUGGUGAUGCACUUGGUGUGUUUUAGCAUAUAACAGCCAUACCUGUAAACUCCAUAUACAUGCAUGGAAAAUCUCACGAUUACAGAGCUAACCCUUCUCCUAAAAGCAAUCUUUAAACAUGUGAUCAGAGGGAAUCUUUAUUUUGUGUUUCUGUGAAAGGUGAUAAAAUGACUAACCCUGUGCUGCUAAACGGUAUGAUAAAGAUUCAAAACAAAGCACUGAUGUUUUUUGUUUUGCGGUUUUUCGUCCAGCAGAAACAGUUUUCUCUGAAUUUUUCUGAAUAUCGUUGUUAAAAUGCCUCGUUUUUGUGGCCAUGUCUUUGCUGCUUGGGAUGGUCAGGUUUUGUGCAAGAGCAAUAUAUGGGCAGCCACUAGAUGGCGACAGUUAGGCUUGUGUUAUGUAAAUAACCUGACUCAUCCCUUUUUCUGACUAACAUCAUUUAAUUCCUGAUGGUUAUCCAGAACAAUAUUACUUUUUACCUCUCUGGUUGUCGCUGAAAAGGGAUACUGCAUCUGUGAGAGAGCUCUCUUUUGUUUUGCUUUUAAUAAGCCCCAUUUCUGUCAUCAUCCUCACUGAUCUGAUCUUCAAGCUGACAAACAGCCAGUUUCAAUUUAACGAUAAUGAUGUCAAGCUGCCGGCUCAAGCGUGUGCAGACGGCUGAGAUUCUGCAUAUAAAGGAACAUAAGCCAGAGACGAGGCCACGGAGCACCGGAGCGACCUCAUCUCAGUGUUACUCCUGUACAUAAACACCUGUAAAUGUCAUGCGACCCAUUAUCGCCUCCCUCCCUCUCUCUCUUUGUCAUUGCACAGCUCUGGCAAAGCCUUGAGCUUGAUGACCAGCGGACUGGUUGAGCAGGAAACUCUUGAAAUCUGUCCCCACAUCAGUAUUGAACACUACAGGAGGGUGUGAGUCAUAAACCCCAGCAGCACAAGGUGAUUAUUAACGCCGAUGGACGGACUGCCUUUUGCUCCACAGCUUCAGAAAGGCUUACACCUUCUGCCUUUCCUCGAACCUCCUCCUUCACUCUUGUUUACGUUCGUGUGAAAUAACCCAGCGUGUUGUAAUGACGGGGUAAUCCGAUCAAGCUGUUAAUAACAUUAUCUUUCUGGCGUAUAUCCUGUGAAGUAUGAUUGUUGUGUAGUUUUAAUUUAAUUUUGAUCUUUUUUUUCUUUGUAGCUGGCCUACAUGAUUGUUGAAUUUAAUUUAUUUUGGAUGACUGGUGAGGAGGAGUAGUGUUCUUUUUAAUUUCAGGCAGCUUCAGAAAUGUCACGACCUACGACUUCUCUCCUGGAAAGUAUUAUUUAAAGGAAGCACAAUGAAUUGGUCAGGGAAGAGGACAGUAUUUGUGUGUGUGUGGUUGAACAAAAGCAUCGUCACGUUGACCCUGCAGGGGACCAUUCGUCAUUUAGCUUUGAUUUAGAAGGCUUUACAUCAGUAAUUAUCUCAUCGUAGGUUGUUAGGAACCACUUUCAAACAUAAGUCGGUCAGUGGGCUGUCCCCGCAGUGUAAAUGAGGCGUGAAGCCUGGAGGGAUGCGCGAUGCUGACCUCGGUACAUCUGCGGGGACCCCCACUUCCUCUCAUUCUUACUGGGAAAAAAAAAACAACUUGCAUUCAAAUUUCUGUGAAAUCGUCUCUCUAACUGUGGACAUCCUGUUGCCUCGUCCUGUGUUAUCAGACUCAUGUUUCUUUGUUACUCUUGUUUCUAUCCUCUUUCCUGUUGAAAGGCAUUAUGAUCAACCAAUCCUGUCAAUUUCCUGUAUUAUCCAGUGUACAGUGCAACGAGUAACUGGGAGAAUUAAAUCAGCGCAAACAACUGCAUGGAAUAAAUGCUGUACUGUACCCAAA
Molecule: messenger RNA, 8106 nt
Organism: Pundamilia nyererei
Lineage: Eukaryota; Metazoa; Chordata; Actinopteri; Cichliformes; Cichlidae
Gene: map3k13
Product: mitogen-activated protein kinase kinase kinase 13
Exons: 14
Coding region: 332-3376 (1014 amino acids)
Biological process (GO): protein autophosphorylation; JNK cascade
Cellular component (GO): cytoplasm
Molecular function (GO): MAP kinase kinase kinase activity; ATP binding
Source: RefSeq, a predicted model, not a curated record